AUGACAUACAAGUUUGUUCUGUGCUUUGGCAAGAUCACAUUUGGAAAACGAUUGUUGACAUCGUUUGUUUACCCAAAUCGGCAAGGAAUCUGGCUUCAGCGCAGCCCUGAAAACAACCUUCUGGCUCUGCUGGCUGUCAGUCAUCUGGUCUACGAUGAGGCACGACGGGUACUAUACAGCCUCAAUUCUUUCAUCUUCCGAGUGCCAGAAAAGAUCCUCGUAUUCCUGAUCGAUAUUGGACGGGAUAAUGCGGCGCUUCUGCAAUUGGUACAAUGGAUGAAUGGACCACAGCAUUCCGAGAAUCAAAUUGGUUUCAUUAAACGAUAUCUGACGUGGACAGAAGAAGAGCAUAUCUGGAAUGAUGAGGGAUCAUAUCUGAAUUUUCUAGCAACGCUGAACAAACCUCCUCGUGAUGUUAUUGCGACACAAGAUCAUCGUCUGGUGCGGUUGGACACAGACUGUACGUCAUUGUGUGGCUGUCGAGUGCGCUAUCGCAUGGGUGCGAUCUUUGGAGACAAUGACGGAGAAGUCAGCAACGAGCUAGAUACAUAG
Molecule: messenger RNA, 552 nt
Organism: Aspergillus pseudotamarii
Lineage: Eukaryota; Fungi; Ascomycota; Eurotiomycetes; Eurotiales; Aspergillaceae
Exons: 1
Coding region: 1-552 (183 amino acids)
Source: RefSeq, a predicted model, not a curated record